ACUUGCUGGGUCGAUGCACUUCAGCUUCUUUGCUUUGCCCUCCUCCCUUCCACCCUCCUCUGCGUACUCCAGCUGUGAAGGGGGGUGGCAGAGGCAGGCAGAGCCCGCCUCCUCCCCGCCUAUUGGGCUGUAUGAGGACUACAGGCUGGCGGGGGGCGGAGGGGAGGGGUGGGGGGUUGCAGCGCUGCGUCUGACAGCUUUGCAGCGGCUGAGCGCAGCUUGACUGACCGGCUGCUCAGCGGGAACUCUCCCUCUUAGUGCCAAUAUCAGAAAUACUAAUAUCACGGCAGGGUGAAGCUUUUAAAGCCUCCGGAGGAUUAGCUAUACCUCAGCCCGGACCUGAGAGCGCACAGGCGGACUGACUCCACACAUCGCAUCGCUGUAGUUUCAUUUAGACACAUUUCUCGAGUGCGUCUUCUCCUCCAUCCACCUGCCUGCGCGCGUCGGGAAGAAGAAGAAGAAGCCCAUGGAGGGAUGUCGCGAUGCUGUGCACAAGGAGAACUAAAACUUUGGUGUCGACAUGCGUGAUCCUGAGCGGCAUGACCAACAUCGUGUGUCUCCUGUACGUCGGCUGGAUCACCAACUAUGUGGCCAACAGCGGUCCCAAAGUUGCGGAGAGCGGCGGCGAGGCGGAGAGAAAGUUUGAGGAGGACAGUAAGGGGGAAACCUUGAGGAUUAUCGAGAGGCUGGACAGGCUGGAGAGCGUCGUCAACGAGCACAUCAAAGAUACCCCACAGAAGGACAGUGAAGACGCCGCAUCCUCGUCAGACUCCGCCUCAGAUCCCGCCUCCACGCUGUUCGACCACUGGGGUCACGAUCUGGGCCCCGAGAGUCGAAGGGUCGCCCUCAGGAAGUUCCGUUACUAUGGCUACAAUGGCUACCUUAGCGACCGCAUCUCUCUCACCCGGCCGAUCCCAGAUUUACGACCGGAUGGAUGCAGAAACAUGUCGUAUUCAUCAGACCUUCCUCAGCUCAGCGUCAUCUUCAUCUUUGUCAACGAGGCACUGUCGGUGUUACUGCGCUCUGUGCACACGGCCAUCCAGAGGACUCCGUCACACCUGCUCAAAGAGAUCAUACUGGUGGAUGACCACAGCAGCAGCUUGGAGCUGAAAGAUCACCUGCAGAGCUUUGUGGAUGAGACCAAUGCUCAGCACGGCCCAGGGUUCAUCAAGGUGGUCCGCCACGACAAGCAGGAAGGGCUGAUCAGGUCCAGAGUCAGCGGAUGGAGGGCUGCCUCAGCUCCUGUCGUCGCUCUGUUUGACGCACAUGUGGAGUUCAACACUGGAUGGGCAGAGCCUAUUCUUCAGCGAAUAAAGGAGGACCGGACCCGGGUGGUGUCUCCCUCUUUUGACAACAUCAAAUAUGACACCUUUGAGAUUGAAGAGUACCCGCUGUCUGCUCAGGGUUUUGACUGGGAGCUGUGGUGUCGAUACCUCAACCCACCAAAGUCCUGGUGGACACAACGCAACCACACUGCCCCUAUCAGGAGCCCCGCUCUGAUCGGCUGCUUUGUGGUCGACAGGAAGUACUUUGAGGAAAUUGGCCUGCUAGAUGAAGGCAUGGAAAUUUAUGGAGGAGAAAAUGUGGAGCUCGGCAUCAGGGUAUGGCAGUGUGGCGGCAGCGUGGAAGUCCUGCCCUGCUCCAGGAUCGCUCACAUCGAGCGUGCCCACAAACCUUACACUGAGAACCUGACAGCCCACGUGCGUCGCAACGCUCUGAGGGUGGCUGAGGUCUGGAUGGACCAGUACAAGAGUCACGUCUACAUGGCCUGGAAUGUUCCACUGCAGAACUCAGGAAUUAACAUUGGGGACAUUUCUGGGAGAAAGGCCCUGCGAUCCAGACUCAAGUGCCGACCGUUCAGCUGGUUCCUCUCCAACAUCUACCCAGAGCUCCGAUCCUACAGCAACACCGUAGCUUAUGGAGUGUUGAAGAACAGUCUCAGAGAUGACCUGUGUUUGGACCAAGGACCGGACACUGACAAUGUUCCCAUCAUGUAUGUCUGUCAUGGUAUGACACCGCAGCAGAAUGUGUACUACACCAGCUCCCAGCAGCUUCACCUGGGAGUGCUGAGUCCGACAAUCGAUGACGACGACAACAAAUGUCUGGUGGACGUGAACAGCAGACCCAGACUGCUGGAGUGCAGCUACGCAGCUACCAAGCACAUGAAGCUCACGUGGACGUUCACUCAGGGCGGCUCCAUCCAGAACACGGAGUCUCAGCGUUGUCUGGAGUUGGUGGAGAGCAGACAGUCAGAGUUCAGUUUCCAGCUGGCCAUUCAGGACUGCACCGAUCAGAAAUGGACCAUCACUAACAUACUGACUGUCCUGCCACAGUAAACACAGUGAGACAGCUUGCUCACUGCGACACCUUUGUUGUGAUGGAAAAGUGUAGUUCAAGCGAACACUCCACAAGCCGCUGCAAACUGCAAAAACCAAACUAAACCAGAUGAUGGAUGGACUGUCACAAAGUUGUGGCGCACCUAAAAGGAAUUAGAGUCCAGUUAGAAAAGGACUAACAUGCUGGCCUAAGCGGUGAACUAAGUGUCCAAAAAAUGAGCUUCAAUAUCAGACCUGUUUCUACCAAGAAUCUGCACAGGAAAAGAUGUGUUUCAAUCAGACAUGGAUCAUCAGUAACCUAACAACCGUUUUAUACCAAUGACCUGAGAGAAGAGACACUCACAGAUGGAGUCUGGGCUUUUAAAAUUUCCCAUUUUGCACUCGAAAUGAGAAAUAUAGUGGCUUGUUCCAGGGGACGGGCUUGUGAAAUCACGUAACCACUCUGGUUAUAGCAGGAGCAGGCCUGUGAUGUAUUAUUGGUCCCAAUCCACAGUUUAAGAUAGAGCCUGUACUCCCUCAGUCUCAUCGCACAAUCACCAUAACAAAUUGAGUGAGCAUGGUUCCAAUAUGUUUGUGUGCAGAGGGAGAAACUCAAGGUGAGUGACUGCCCGCAUUCCAGGAAAAUAUAACAAUUUUAUGAUGGAAACUAGCUGAAUUGUAACGCAAAAAUGUACGGAGGAGACAAGCUUUGAGUUGUUACCAUUAAAUGCCACUUGACUCAGAGUGUAGGCAGGACAGAUGCUGGAGAUUACCUCAGUAUCAAAGUGUAAUGGAGUAUAACCACCGGGUGAUUUAAACAGGCUCAGUGAUUGAAACACUAUCCUUCAAAAAUUUUAGGAGUGUGCUUUGGAAUUAAUUUGAUCAGAAGCAGAGCUGUCGAUCAUGAUGGCAUACACCGUAUUUGUGGGUUCAGAGACAGAGCAAAAGAGUCAUCUGGAAAAAAGAAUUUUAGGACUUCCUGCUCGCUCCUGUAAUACCAGCACAGUACAUCACUCUGGCUUAUGCAGCAUUGAUACAUCUUAAACAGACCUGAAAGAGUGAAACUGAUGUGGCAACUGUUGGCGUUAGAGAAGAUGAAGCAUACCUCAAGAACUCCUGCCCAGGUCUGAUUUCAAAGCAAGCACAUUAGUCCUCUAAAAUCUGGCAAAGACUCCACACUGACAUUGAUGUGAAUUCAGAGCAGUGGGUCAGUGAUGUAUAGGCUGCUGGUUCAGAUCUUGUGUUCAUGGGGUGCUCAUAUGAGAAAUGAGGAGUUAAAGGAAAAAUCCGUCUUCAAAUUCUGUCAAUUCACACAGGUCUCCUCAGUUAUUCAGACGAAUUAAAGCUGUAGUUGCUCUGCCAUAACAGGUAUAAUAAACAGGAACAUGUUAACUUAACACAGGCUGUACAUGCCCACACAGUCCUGAGAAGAUGUCUAAUCAGGCAAAAUAAUUGAAAAUUCCUGUGUGGGUGUAAGAUGACUGCAAGAGUUUGAAUAGAGCAAAAGGUCUUGUUUGAAAAUUUACUUUCCUGUUUCAGGAGCCUCCUCCGAAGUCCUCCUUUCAUUAACCAGGACCAAGGCUGUCGUCUGAUAUACAGCUUCAUAAUCAGAGUUCUUUUAGGCUUUGUCACUGUGUUCCCAAAUCUCUGCAAUGACUUAGUAAAAUGUGACUGUAAUUAAAAUGUUGGCCAAAAUUACAAAAGUAAGGCCCAAGUUGUAAUACACCAAACUAUCCUUCAAGCAUCACAACUCUUGUAUCAUGCAAAGUGCCGGAUUUUACAGCCGGUGUUUACUGCUUUGUUGGCUGUUUGAGUGCAACUUCUCGGUGGUAAACUCCAAAUUGCUGACUUUAUGAGAUGUUGAGGGCAGCACCAGUAGUUAAGAGGCAGAUCUCCCAGUGACACUAUGAUGAAUCCUCUGUUGUCUUAUUUCUGGAGGAGGUGCAGAUACAGACCAGCCUUCAGUCCUCCAAAGAACAUAUCUCGUUUGGAGGCGGCCCCUCAAAUUUCCAUUCUCCAUUCUCCACCUACACAUCUACAACAAGGUCGAGCACCUCCUGUGUGGGAUUUAAAUGGUAUUUAGAGAAAUGUAGGACAUUACUACUGAAAUGUGCAAAAGCAGAAUCAGAUGAUGAGUAACAUAAAAGGAAUGGAUUGAGCAUGACAGAUGGAUGUUAUAUCAUCCAUAACAGAUGGAUGGGAUCUAAUAGUGGACAAGCAUCCAAGAAGGGAUUUUUCCUUUAAAAAUGUGCUUGAGCAGUAAAACCAGUAAAUACACUGGUGUGUGUAUGUCUGUGUGAAUGUGUGUGUGCCCUAUUACUUUGCUUUAUUCUGUAAAUGCUGAGUUCCCUUAAAACUCUGAAUCAUGAGUAUCCACUGGGUAAUAAUUUGCACAAAUUCAACAUUGGGGGAUUGUGAGCAGGUAAACUGGCGUUUCUGCACAUUUCAAAUCUACAGCUGACCAUGGGGAGCAUGCAAAAAAUUUGCAAACAAAGAAGAGUACCUCCAUUCUCACUCAGUUCAUCCCAGGAGGAAUUUUGGCACCCAAAGACAUGUAAUUAAUCAAUAUUAUACAUGUAUAUGUGUCUGAGUUUUGGAGUUAUAUUUGUGCCGCUAUUUUGAGCGCACUCAGACAAUCUUAGCACAGAAAAAGAUAUUUUGUAGAGAAAACAUUGUCAGGCAGAGAAUAUCUUUGUGUAAUAAUUUCUCUACACAAUAUAAUUUAUGUGCAUGUAAAAAAGAAGGAAUUUGGCACCAAAAGACAUGUAAUUAAUCAACAUUAGAUGGGUUUGACUUAUGGUGCAUCUGUUCCUCAGUUUUGAGCAUGCAAUAGGACAAUUUCAGCACAAAAAAAGAUAUUUUCUAGAGAAAUUAUUUCUUUGCAUGAUAAUAAUUUCUCUACAAAACAUUAUUUAUGUACCCACAUCUUUUUCUGUGCUUAAAAUGUCCCAUAUUGAUUAAUUACAUGUCUUUGGGUGCCAGAUUCCUCUGUUUUGUAUGCACAUAAAUAUAUAAAUACUGACUGGGCAUUUGUGGAGAUAUUGGAGUGUCGGGAUGUAUGUUUGCUGUAUGAGUACAUUUUGCUUUUGCUGAUUUGACAUUCGCAUAUAUAGUACUGCUAAAUAAUGUGCCCUACAUUAACAGGUCUCCAAAAGUUACACACUGUCAUAACACUUUUAAUUAAAUAUAACUGCUUUGCAAUCAAUCUCCCAAUUAUUCAAAGUCCCCGGAUUCAACAAUCUCUAUCAAUAAUUCAACACAAAAACAGGAUGAACCUAUUCAUUAUUAAUCCGGCUAUUAUGUAUUCAAAAGUUUCUUUUUCAAUCGCAGCCCACUGAGGUACACGUAAUAUAGUGAUAAUGCAGUGGUAACUUGUGGAGGACUGGAACUGUAUGUCUUCUAUCAGCUACUGUGUAGCAACUGUUACCAAACCUUCUGUUGAUCUUCUGUUCUUUUUGUGGCUCAGGUUUGUAGAUCCUGAAAUUUUAAAGGUAUCUCAAUUUUUGGGAAGCUGAAAAUGUCCAAGCUAUUUUAUUAGUGUAUUUAAACUUAAUAUUUAUAAGAACCAACAGUAAAAACAGAUCAUGGC
This is a messenger RNA of Thunnus maccoyii (southern bluefin tuna), 5904 nucleotides long. RefSeq names its product polypeptide N-acetylgalactosaminyltransferase 18-like. The transcript has 11 exons. Bases 483 to 2336 code for a protein of 617 amino acids. NCBI's taxonomy places the organism in Eukaryota, Metazoa, Chordata, Actinopteri, Scombriformes, Scombridae. The record is from RefSeq and is a predicted model, not a curated record. Gene Ontology annotation, cellular component: Golgi apparatus.